CCGAAGAUGGCAGAGGGGCAGGAUGGCCCUGGUGCUGGAUGGCCAAGGCCAUCUCCUGGGCCACCUGGAAGCCAUCAUGGCCAAACAGGUGUUCCUGAGUCAGAAGGCUGUAGUCAUGCACUAUAAGGGCAUCAACAUUUCUGGCAAUUUCUACAGAAACAAGUUGAAGUACUUGGCCUUCCUCCACAAGCACAUGAACACCAGCCCAUCCCACGGCCCCCACCACUUCCGAGCACCCAGCCGCGUCUUUUGGCAGACAGUGCAAGGCCUGCUGCCCCACAGGACCCAGCGAGGCCAGGCUGCCCUGGGUCUCCUCAAGGUGUUUGGUGGAAUCCCACCACCUUAUGACAGGAAAAAGAAGAUGGUGCUUCCUGCUACCCUCACAGCGGUGCACAUGAAGCCUACAGGGAAGUUGGUUUUCUUGGGGCGCCUGGCUCACAAGGUUGGUUGGAAAUACCAGGCAGUGGCAGCCACCCUGGAGGAGAAGAGGAAGGAGAAGGCCAAGACCCGUUACCAGAAGAAAAAGCCGCUCAUGAGGUUACAGAUACAGACCAAAAAGAAUGUAGAGAGGAAAACUGAUAAAUAUUCAGAGGACCUCAAGAUCCACGGAUUCCUGGUCUGA
Lutra lutra (Eurasian river otter) is the source of this 622-nucleotide messenger RNA. Its product is annotated as 60S ribosomal protein L13a-like. The transcript has a single exon. Gene Ontology annotation, molecular function: mRNA binding; structural constituent of ribosome. The record is from RefSeq and is a predicted model, not a curated record. Bases 23 to 622 code for a protein of 199 amino acids. NCBI's taxonomy places the organism in Eukaryota, Metazoa, Chordata, Mammalia, Carnivora, Mustelidae. Gene Ontology annotation, biological process: negative regulation of translation; translation. Gene Ontology annotation, cellular component: cytosolic large ribosomal subunit; ribosome.